AUGUCGGGGUUCUUUACGUACCGAAACUUCUCUUUACAGGACACGCCUCCUUUGGACGGGAAGGUAGCUGUGGUGACGGGAGGCCAAGCUGGCAUAGGGGAAGAAAUUGUUGCACAGUUACUCUUGCACAAUGUUAGGAAAGUCUACAUUGUAGCGCGAAGCAAAAACAAGUACCUCAGAGCACUAGAGAUCUGGCGACAGCGCCAUGGCAUAGUUCUCAGCGAGAAUGAUGACAGGGUGGAAUUCAUUCAGUGCGAUCUGGGAGACAUCAAAUCCGUAAAGGAUGCAGCGGAUGAGAUUACGGCCAAGACCGACAGACUGGACAUCUUGAUAUGCAAUGCAGGAUUGGGGGUGGCACCUCAGUACAAGAGGUCACCCCAGAAUAUCGAGAUCAUCUUUGCUACUAAUUGCGUCGGCCAUCAGGUCCUGGCCACCCUCCUGCUUCCUCUUCUGAGACGCACAAUAAACCAGGGCAAGGCACAGGAGGCUCGGAUAGUCGUCACCAGCUCAUCUUUUCAUCAAUUUUGCCGCAAACUAGAUCUGGAUUUGCUCACAUCUCCAAAUCGCCCCAAGCCUGCAAUGGUCGACGGGCUAUGGCGUUACGGUCGAUCCAAGCUAGGUAACAUUCUCUUCACAAGAGAACUUGCCCGUCGGCUCGAGCAGGGGACGGAUCCCGCAGAUAGACACAUCUAUGCCAAUGUAUUCUUUCCAGGAAAUAUCGUCAGCGAGCAGUGGAAUUCCUGGGAUGACUACUUUGGAAAAAUAGGAGGCUCUAUAAUGAGACGCCUGUUCUCACUGAUUGGACAGAGCACGCAGGAUGGUGCUGCAACAGCCAUUUAUCUAGCUGCGAGCCAAGCAAUUCGAGAGAAUGGAACGCGUGGUCAAUACUUCAUUCCUAUUGCAACCCCUUGCAAAACAACUCCGGUUGCUGCUGAUAUGAAGCUUGCUCGCGAACUUUGGGAUUGGAUAAAUGCCCGAGCGACAGAGACUCUAGGUUCAAACUGGCAGGGCGAGGCUGGCGUGGGUUCGUCCAAUCGCAUCUAG
Molecule: messenger RNA, 1044 nt
Organism: Aspergillus fischeri NRRL 181
Lineage: Eukaryota; Fungi; Ascomycota; Eurotiomycetes; Eurotiales; Aspergillaceae
Product: putative short chain dehydrogenase/reductase
Exons: 5
Coding region: 1-1044 (347 amino acids)
Source: RefSeq, a predicted model, not a curated record